CGUGUCCCCCCCCGUGUCCCCCGCUCCCCCCCCCGGUUCCGCCUCCAUCUUUGCGCCGCCGCCGCGACGCGAACGAACCGACGAACGAACCCACGGACGGACGGACCCACGGACAACCCGACCCGCGGACAGACGGACCCGCGGGCGGAGCGGCCCCGGCUCCUCCUGUCCCUUUAAGAGCCGCGAGGGCUCGUGGUCCGAACGGGGAUCCUGACGUCACUCCCAGCCCAGCCAAUGAGCAUCCAGGAGGCGCUGCCGGCCCCACCCCCCCCACAGUGUGUCCAUGAGGCCCCAGCACACAGUGGACCCAGGCGUCCGGGUGACCCCCUGGAAGGAACCCAGGCGUCCGGGUGACCCCCACUAGUGGACCCAGGCGUCCGGGUGACACCAAAAUAGGCGCUGUUGGCUGCGGUGUCGGAGCCGCCGGACGCCGCUCGGAGCCGCUCGGCGCUGCCGGAGCUGAACACGCGGUGUCACCGUCACCGGCGUCACCGUCACCACCGGUGUCACCGUCACCAUCACCGCCAGGGACCCCGGACCCCGCGUCACCGUAUCUCGUGUCACCGUGCCACCGGCUGUCGGCGCUGUCGUCGGUACCACCGUCAUCUCCAACACCCUCAACCCCAUCGACACCCCGCGGCUGUUGUCGCCGUCACCCGCACGCCAACCGGCGCCGUGGGGCGGCGCUCGAGCUCCUCCCUGCGCCCCAUAGCGACCCCCCCCCGGAUGGACGGCCCCAUGGAUCUGUCGCGCGCGGCGGCGGCGGCGGCACAGCCGGCCGGUGCGGGUGUUGCGGGUGUGCCGGUGUUGCGGUGCGGGUUGUGCGGGCGCGGGUUCGGCACGGCGGCGGCGCUGGGGCUGCACCGGCGCGCUCACUCGCGGCUGCAGGCGCACGAGGUGGCGUGUGCGGGUGACAAGGCGGGUGACAACGCGGGUGACAAUGACACCGGGUCAACCGCGGCGCCGCGGCCCCAUGGGAAAAAGGCCAUUUGGCUGCGGCGCCGCGGGGGAGGGGGAGCGGGGGCGGACGGACGGACGGUGACAGCGGAUGGACGCGCGGUGGUGACAACAGGCGGACGCACAGAAACAACGGGUGGACACGCGGCGGUGGGUGGAUGGAUGGUGACAACGGAUGGACGCGCGGCAACAGACGGACGCACGGUGACAACGGAUGGACACAUGGAGACGGAUGGGCGCAUGGUGACAAUGGACAGACACACGGCAACAGGUGGACACACGGGCACAAUGGAUGGACGCACAGCGAUGGGUGGACACACGGUGACAACAGACGGACACACGGCAACAGGUGGAUGCAUGGUGACAACGGACGGACACACAGCGAUGGAUGGACAUACAGCGAUAAGGGAUGGACACACGGGGACAAUGACAGAUGGGCACAAAGCAACAGGUGGACACAUGGUGACAACAACAGACGGACACAAAGCGAUGGACAGACACGCGGUGACAACGACAGAUGGACACAUGGUGACAACACCAAAUGGACACAAAGUGACGGGUGGACACACUGUGACAACAACAGGCGAACACACAGUGACAACACCAGUUGGCCAUAAGGUGAUGGGUGUACAUGUGGUGACAACAACAGAUGGAUACAAAGUGAUGGGUGGACACACGGUGACAACGAUGAACAGACACCCAGUGACACCACCAAACGGACACAAGGUGAUGGGUGCACAGCCGGUGACAACAACAGGCGGACACAAAGUGAUGGGUGGACACGUGGUGACAACGACAGAUGGACAUAUGGUGACAACAACAGACGGACACGGAGCAAUGGGUGCGCACCCAGUGACACCACCAAACGGACACAAGGUGAUGGGGGGACACCCGGUGACAACAAUGGACAGACACCCGGUGACACCACCAGAUGGACACAAAGCAAUGGGUGGACACCCGGUGACAACAACAGAUGGACACCCGGUGACACCACCAGAUGGACACAAAGCGAUGGGUGUACACCCGGUGACAACGACGGACAGACACCCGGUGACACCGCCAGACGGCCACACCGCGCCGGACAGACACCCGGUGACAAUGGCAGAUGGACACAAAAUGAUGGGUGCACACCCGGUGACAACAACAGGCGGACACCCGGUGACACUACCAGAUGGCCAUAAAGUGAUGGAUGGACACACAGUGACAACACCAAAUGGACACAAAGUGAUGGGUGCACACCCGGUGACGACAACAGGCGGACACCUGGUGACACCACCAGAUGGCCAUAAAGCGAUGGGCGGACACACGGUGACAACACCAGAUGGACACAAAGUGAUGGGUGGACACCUGGUGACAACGAUGGACAGACACCCGGUGACACCACCAGACACCCACACCGUGCCGGACAGACACCUGCUGACACCACCAAAUGGACACAAAGCGAUGGGUGCACACCCGGUGACGACAACAGGCGGACACCCGGUGACACCACCAAAUGGACACAAAGCGAUGGGUGCACACCCGGUGACAACAACAGGCGGACACCUGGUGACACCACCAAAUGGACACAAAGCCAUGGGUGCACACCCGGUGACACCACCAGAUGGACACAAAGCGAUGGGUGGACACACCGUGACAACACCCGAUGGCCAUAAAGUGAUGGGUGCACACCCAUUGACACCACCAGACACCCACACGGCGCCGGACAGACACCGGGUGCCAACAACAGCUGGCCACACGGUGACAACCAGCCACACCGCGCCGCUCCCCCGCGUCCCCGUCACCGCCGCCUACACCUGCACCGUGUGUCACCGCUCCUACGUCACCCUGUCCAGCCUGAAGCGCCACAGCAACGUCCACUCGUGGCGCCGGUCGUACCCGUGUCGCUUCUGCGACAAGGUGUUCGCGCUGGCCGAGUACCGCACCAAGCACGAGGUGUGGCACACCGGCGAGCGCCGGUACCAGUGCGGCUUCUGCUGGGACACCUUUGUCACCUACUACAACCUCAAGAGCCACCAGAAGACCCUCCACGCGGCGGCUACAGGCCCAAGCUCAACGCGCUCAAGCUGUACCGGCUGCUGCCGGCGCGCGGGAACAAGCGGCCGUACCGGACGUACACCAGGACGCGGUGACAAUGGCGCCAGUCGCGGUGACAACGGCGGGGGCGCUCGCUGGUGACGCCACAACCGGCCUCGGUCAUCGCGUUCGGGCGGCCGAGCGGGGUAUGCGGCGGCGGGUGUUGCGUUGGGCGAGCGGGGUGACAACGACGGGGACAACGAUGGGGACAAUGGGGACGAUGGUGACGACGCCGCCCAUGAAGAAGCAGGUGCUGCGCGAUUACAUCGCGGCACAACGCGCGGCGACGGUGACGCCGGAGGCGUGACGCGGGUGUCACCCGGUGUCACCCGCACUAUGACGUACGUGGCCAAACCGGCGUGCGCGGGCGCGGGGGAGGGGCGGCGCCGCUGUGCCGCAUCACCGUGCGCAUCGGCGACGAGGCCGUGGUCAAGCGGCGCUUCGCCGUGGGUGACAAUGACGGUGACGCCGGUGACGGUGACGCCGGGGGGUCCAACAGCGGCCGCACAGGCGGAGGGCGGCGGCGGGCGGCAAAGCCAAGAGGUGGCGCCGCAAGGCGCGCGGGUGACGACGGUGAGGGUGACAACGGGGGUGACGGUGAGGGUGACAACGGGGGUGACGGUGAGGGUGACAAUGAAUGCGGGGUGUGCGGGAAAAGCCGCGCGGGCGGCGGAAGCAGCGGAGGGGGCAGGAGGGGACGCGGGGGGACGCAGUGGGGACGUGGGGACGGGGGGGGGCGGGUCCCCCCCGUUGUCCCCCUCCCCCCGCCCCGGCGCCCCCCGUCCCGGCGCUUCCGGUGCGGCCGCUGCGGCAAAGUGUGCAGGACGGCGGCGGCGCUGACGCGGCACAACCGGCGCCACCGGGGGGGGACACCGGGGACACCGGGGGGGGAGGAGGGGUCGCCCCCCCCCAGCGUCAUGGCCUGCACCCCCCCGCUGGCCGUGGGGGGGGGUGGGGGUGGCGCGGGGGUGACGCGAGGGGACGAGGGGCACGGUGACACCGGGGUGGCAAUGGGUGAUGUGGGGGUGGCAGCGGGUGACAAGUGUCAUGGUGACCCGGGGUGACACCCGGUGAUGUGGGGGGGACAGCGGGUGACAAGGGUCACGGUGACCAUGGGGGGACCCCACGUGACCUGGGGGUGACAGCGGGUGACCUGAGGGUGACAACGGGUGACAAGGGUCACGGUGACCAUGGGGUGACAGCAGGUGACGAGGGGGUGACACGAGGUGACAAGUGUCACGGUGACCCCGGGGUGACCCCAUGUGACCUGAGGGUGACCCCGGGUGACAUGGGAGUGACACGAAGUGACAAGUGUCCCGGUGACCCCAGGGUGACACCGGGUGACAAGUGUCCGUGUGACCCAGGGGUGACCCCAUGUGACCUGAGGGUGACCCCGUGUGACCUGGGGUGACCCCAGGUGACAAGUGUCAUAAUGACCCCA
This is a messenger RNA of Columba livia (rock pigeon), 4474 nucleotides long. RefSeq names its product mucin-2. Gene Ontology annotation, molecular function: DNA-binding transcription factor activity, RNA polymerase II-specific. Gene Ontology annotation, biological process: regulation of transcription by RNA polymerase II. Lineage: Eukaryota; Metazoa; Chordata; Aves; Columbiformes; Columbidae. Bases 727 to 3135 code for a protein of 802 amino acids. The transcript has 5 exons. The record is from RefSeq and is a predicted model, not a curated record. Gene Ontology annotation, cellular component: nucleus.